AUGAACAGAUCCGUCGCCUUACAUAACAUCCAGAUAACCUGCAAGGAAAUAUCACUUUACAUCAUUAACACCUACAGAAGCCCCUCGAGGCUGUUUAUUUGCGGCGAAGGUGAGAUAUUAUCACAGGAAGGUACGACGCAGGAGGGUCCCUUGACCAUGCCCUGGUACUCGGUCAAUACAUCUAUCAUGAUCCAGAGCUUAAGGACAAGCACACCAGGUGUUAAACAAGUAUGGCUAGCUGACGACUCUGCGGGGGGUGGGCAAAUUGUGACGUUGUAUAACUGGUACAAUCACCUGAGUCAGGAAGGAAAGAAGUAUGGUUAUCUAGUGAAUGGAUCAAAGAGCUGGCUGAUUGUCAAGUCGGACGUACUUGCAGAUGAGGCAAAGAGGGUGUUUGGAGUUGAUGUCAAUAUUACAGCUGAAGGUCAGCGCCACUUAGAGGCCGUCAUCGGAUCUCAAGAGUUCAAAGAUCAAUAUUGUCGGGAAAAGGUCCUUAGAUGGAAAGGAGAACUGGAAGCACUAUCAGAGAUAGCAAGAAGCCAACCUCAUGCAGCCUACACUGUUUUCACGAAGGGUUACAAAUCCAAGUUUACCUAUUUCAAGCGCACAAUAGAGUCGUUUGAAGAUUACGUUGACCCUAUCCAAGAGGCGAUCGACGACUUACUUCUCCCAACACUAUUCGGUCAAACGGAGCCCCUCCCUAGUGAUCUGCGUCAGCUCGCUACUUUGGCACCCGCUCAAGGAGGGCUAGGCGUAGCCGACUUACGGUUUGAAGCUCCACAGCAGUUUGCUGCUUCUACGUUAAUAACAGCACUGUACGUAAAUUCUAUUACCAGACGGAGCAUGUUCAUGGUGGCAGGCGAGAAUUUCACGGGGGAGUUUAAA
Porites lobata is the source of this 885-nucleotide messenger RNA. Lineage: Eukaryota; Metazoa; Cnidaria; Anthozoa; Scleractinia; Poritidae. The record is from the annotation of a GenBank genome assembly.